AUGAAAUUCUUAUCUGUGGUAUCGACAUGCCUAAGCAUCUUGGGCAGUGUCCAAGCCGCCAAGUCACCCUUCUUCAUCUUAACAGGUGAUUCCACAGUUGCUACCGGAGGCGGCUGGGGUGAUGCACUCAUCAACGGGACCAGGAAGCCUGGCGCUGGGAUCAAUCUUGCGAAGAAUGGCGCUACUACAGUUUCCUUUCGAGAUCAAGGUCUUUGGGAUCAAGCAGUAGAUCAGGUCAAAGCUCAGAAGAGCAAGCACGAGGCUAUUGUGACCAUCCAGUUUGGCCACAAUGAUCAAAAGACUCUUACUCUGGAGCAAUACUCUGAUAACCUUUCUACUAUGGUUGGCGAGGUCAAGAGUGCUGGCGGAACUGCGAUUAUCAUCACGUCACUCACCCGUCGUACAUUCAAGGAUGGCAGUGUGGUGGAGAACCUUGCGAAAGAGCGAGAUGCAGCGAUUGCUGUAGCAAACAAGACUGGGGUCCAGUAUCUUGAUCUCAACGCAGCGAGUACCAAAUACGUCAACGCCAUCGGCCAAGAGAACGCAGACAAAUACAACGAGAUAGAAGGAGACCGCACGCAUCUCAAUUUCUCUGGAAAGACUAUUUUCGGAAGGAUGGUGGCUGACAUGUUGGUUCAGAAGAGGCGUGAUGUGGCUCGAUAUAUCAAGAGCAACAAGAAGCUGACCAAGCUCAUUGAGGAUGGAAUUUAUGCGACUGGGCAGGAGUAG
Molecule: messenger RNA, 729 nt
Organism: Fusarium coffeatum
Lineage: Eukaryota; Fungi; Ascomycota; Sordariomycetes; Hypocreales; Nectriaceae
Exons: 2
Coding region: 1-729 (242 amino acids)
Molecular function (GO): hydrolase activity
Source: RefSeq, a predicted model, not a curated record